Messenger RNA from Penicillium odoratum, 1275 nucleotides. It is a transcript of the gene gprD, whose product is annotated as protein gprD. The record is from RefSeq and is a predicted model, not a curated record. Gene Ontology annotation, molecular function: G protein-coupled receptor activity. The transcript has 2 exons. Gene Ontology annotation, cellular component: plasma membrane. Lineage: Eukaryota; Fungi; Ascomycota; Eurotiomycetes; Eurotiales; Aspergillaceae. The coding region runs from base 1 to 1275 and encodes 424 amino acids. Gene Ontology annotation, biological process: adenylate cyclase-activating G protein-coupled receptor signaling pathway.
AUGGUUCUACUCACCCACGUUCUGCGUUCGUUAUACGCCGAUGGCGAGGGUUCCCUCGCCCGCCGCUGGCAAUUCCAAGAUGAAGAACCGCUCAAGGGUAGCGACCGGUCGCUCUUUAUCGCUAUGGGAACCAUUGCCAUCUGCUCAUUAUGUUCUACCCUGGGCCUCUUGUCGUUCCUUACUUAUCGUUUCAUUUACUGGCAGCGGUACUACAAGCACCCGCUCGCUAAGAACCAAUAUGUCGUUUUGAUUUAUAACCUGUUGCUGAUCGACUUCCAACAGGCCAUCGCUUUCACGAUCAGUCUAUACUGGGUCCACCGGGGAAGUGUUCACUUUGGUGAGGCUGCCUGUUACUUACAAGGCUGGUGGAUUCAAACAGGAGAUCCUGGCAGUGGUCUAUUCGUCCUUUCUAUCGCCUUUCACACUGGAUUUGUCGUGCUACGUGGUCGUCAGCUGCCUUGGAACGUUUUCGUCGGCUGUGUGAUUGCCUUAUGGAUCUUUAUCCUUGUCCUGGGGUUCAUUCCAAUCGGCCUCUAUGGACACAAGUCCUUCGUCAUUUCCGAAGCCAAUUGGUGCUGGAUCAGCCCUGAACACGAAAAUGAGCGCCUCUGGGGUCACUACUUCUGGAUUUUCCUCUCCGAAUUCGGCACCAUCGUCCUAUAUGCGGUCAUGUUCCUCUACCUCCGCCGCCGGAUGGCACAAGCAAAGAUGCUCCGCCGAGGCCAGCAAGAGUCCCUCAAACGAUUGAACCGUGUCGUCGUGUACAUGGUUAUCUACCCCCUCGUCUACCUGUGUAUGUCGCUACCACUCGCAGCCGGUCGCAUGGCCAGUGCCCGGGGUGACACGCCCAGCAAGACCUUCUUUGGUGUCGCCGGCUGCCUGAUGGCUUUGUCCGGUUUCAUGGAUGUUGCUGUGUACACUCUGACCCGUCGCCACCUGCUCAUCGACACGGAGCACAGCACCACCGACCACAACUACGACAACAACAACACCGACUCCCAAUGGCAAACGAAUAUCACCACCACCGCUGGCGGCCGGUCGCGCAAGGGCUUGAAGAAGGGAUCAAGGUUCGGUUCCAAAUUCCGCCGCAGCAACGCUGCCGAAAAAGAAAGCCAAAGUCCAUUCGAGGGCGGCUCUACCGAUGAUAUCGUCGCGAAGAAUGACAUGGAGAUGUCCAACUUCGGUGGUGUAUACCAGGAAACCACCAUCGAGAUUUCUCAUGAGCCCGUCUCCGAGAUUGAAGCAGAGGAGCGAAGCGCGCGUCACAGCGGCUAA